AUGUCCAGACCGUUGGUUAAAGGCGAACCCCAUAUCAAUCUACAUUACACAUGUGGAAAGGGCGACUCUCGAGAACAACCCUUGUUUUCGGACCUCUACGACUUCUCGGUUCCUGGUCCUUUCAAUUCGCUUCUCCUACACCGUGUGCCAUCUGCAUCAUUAUACCCCGAGGAGAUGUUGGCGCAGUGGUCCCCAAGACCGCCCCAGCCGCCAUUCAUCCACGCCCACACAGAUGACGACAAUAUUUGCACCAGGAGAGGUACUGAACGCAGUUCCAUUUCUUCCCUGAUUGAAUAUGGUGAUCGGCUCUCUGAACAGUCUUGUCAUCGUCCUCCAAGUCUACUUCCACCAGCACCACAACUGAAUCGGACCCCAUCAGACACCAUCAAGGUUGAGUGCCGAUUAUCAUCCCCAGAGCCACCGCUCGGGUGUCACGAAAGGAACACAGACUCGACACCGAGAACACAGCGAGAGCUGCUGCAUCAAUUGACUGCACAGCUUGGAGGAAUCUCUCUAGAACAGGAGACUCUAUUGACGCCCCCAACAAGUCCAGUCACGCCGGUUCCAUCUCUGACGAACUCACACCGUUCUGAUUCAUCCUUUGCUAUAUCUGAAAGCUCUCCUUGCCCAGCUGUCGGCUCUUCCAAGGAUUACUUUGAAAGUUUGCUAGCGGAUAAUUCUCACGAUGUCAUGGUACCUCACAAGAGGACGGGCGAGGCAAAUACCGGUUCUGGCAUUCGCAGCAUCACCCCCCCGCUACCCAAUUCUCUUCUAUAUCAAAACACCCAGCUCGGUCGGGUGCCCCAGGCCACAAAUCUCUUGAGUGGUUCCAAAUUUGUCCCACCCCAACCUUUGCCAAAUCCCGAUUUUGGUGUUACAGCGAUACAUUUACCUCAAGGUUCCCAAGAACAUCACGAAAUCUCCUACAUCGACUGGGAUGAUGACGACAGCUCCAGACACCAUAAUUCACCACUCACGCGUAUUAAAAAAAGCUUUACGGAUCUUCGUGCCGCCGAACGCUUCAUCUCGGAGGCCAACAUACGCAAGAAAGGCAAUUUGACUCCACGAAAAGAAAGCAGGGGCAGUAUUUCCAAAGUGCAAGAUCGCGAGGUAUGUAAAGCGUCUCGAGUGUCUAGACAACACCAGCAGCGGCCUUACAGUCCGAGAUCCACGCUGUCGUUGAAAGAGGAGAGCAGUCUGACAAGACUCUCAUCGAGGCUGCGGAAAAAGCCCAGCAUUAAGUUGCUCUCUCACAGCCUGUCUAAAACGACACCUCGGACUGAGACAUCAGAGCGAAAGACUACUCAAAUGGUUGAAAGCAUAAAGCCGGAUGGCUUGUUGUCGGCACCGCCACGGAACACAACCACGCCUCCAGCAUCACCAUCAAUGGGCAACAAGAAACGCGCUAACAAAAUGACAUCAGAGCGGUGGAAAGAGGCGCAAAAGAAGAAAGUAAAGUUUGCCGUCCUUGGGAGGCAGGUUAUGCGGCUUCUCGGGUCCAAGCAGGUGCAUUGA
This is a messenger RNA of Cladophialophora bantiana CBS 173.52, 1515 nucleotides long. RefSeq lists its product as uncharacterized. Lineage: Eukaryota; Fungi; Ascomycota; Eurotiomycetes; Chaetothyriales; Herpotrichiellaceae. The transcript has a single exon. Bases 1 to 1515 code for a protein of 504 amino acids. The record is from RefSeq and is a predicted model, not a curated record.